This is a messenger RNA of Ylistrum balloti, 858 nucleotides long. Its product is annotated as microtubule-actin cross-linking factor 1, isoforms 6/7-like. The transcript has a single exon. Bases 1 to 858 code for a protein of 285 amino acids. The record is from RefSeq and is a predicted model, not a curated record. NCBI's taxonomy places the organism in Eukaryota, Metazoa, Mollusca, Bivalvia, Pectinida, Pectinidae.
AUGCUGUCGCCAGAGAGACCCACACAAGCAUACAACACCAUGCUGUCGCCAGAGAGACACACACAAGCAUACAACACCAUGCUGUCGCCAGAGAGACACACACAAGCAUACAACACCAUGCUGUUGCCAGAGAGGCCCACACAAGCAUACAACACCAUGCUGUCGCCAGAGAGGCCCACACAAGCAUACAACACCAUGCUGUCGCUAGAGAGGCCCACACAAGCAUACAACACCAUGCUGUCGCCAGAGAGGCCCACAAAAGCAUACAACACCAUGCUGUCGCCAGAGAGACCCAAACAAGCAUACAACACCAUGCUGUUGCCAGAGAGAUCCACACAAGCAUACAACACCAUACUGUCGCCAGAGAGACCCACACAAGCAUACAACACCAUGCUGUCUCCAGAGAGGUCCACACAAGCAUACAACACCAUGCUGUCGCCAGAGAGACACACACAAGCAUACAACACCAUGCUGUCGCCAGAGAGACACACACAAGCAUACAACACCAUGCUGUUGCCAGAGAGGCCCACACAAGCAUACAACACCAUGCUGUCGCCAGAGAGGCCCACACAAGCAUACAACACCAUGCUGUCGCUAGAGAGGCCCACACAAGCAUACAACACCAUGCUGUCGCCAGAGAGGCCCACAAAAGCAUACAACACCAUGCUGUCGCCAGAGAGACCCAAACAAGCAUACAACACCAUGCUGUUGCCAGAGAGAUCCACACAAGCAUACAACACCAUACUGUCGCCAGAGAGACCCACACAAGCAUACAACACCAUGCUGUCUCCAGAGAGGUCCACACAAGCAUACAACACCAUGCUGUCGCCAGAGAGAUCCACACUGCAGGCCAGGUGA